This is a messenger RNA of Pleuronectes platessa (European plaice), 2136 nucleotides long. It is a transcript of the gene ankrd6a, whose product is annotated as ankyrin repeat domain 6a. The transcript has 14 exons. The record is from RefSeq and is a predicted model, not a curated record. Gene Ontology annotation, molecular function: protein binding. Lineage: Eukaryota; Metazoa; Chordata; Actinopteri; Pleuronectiformes; Pleuronectidae. Bases 1 to 2136 code for a protein of 711 amino acids.
AUGAAUGUCCAAGCACUAGUGCAUGUCCCAACAUCAUCAUGUCAGGGCCCAGGUCACCAGACGGCCCUGCACCAAGCUGCCAUGGUGGGAAACAGUGAUGCCAUGACUGCUCUGAUUCAGGGAGGCUGUGCUUUGGACCUGCAGAACAGGGAUGGCAACACAGCACUGCAUGAGGUGUCUUGGCAUGGUUUUUCUCAGUGCGUCAAACUGCUGGUUAAAGCAGGAGCUGCUGUGCACAUCAUGAACAAGGCAGGAAACACAGCACUUCACCUGGCCUGUCAGAAUGCACAUGCUCAGACUGCUCGGGUAUUGCUGCUCGGAGGAUCCAACCCAGACACCAAGAAUAACGUAGGUGACUCCUGCUUGCAUGUAGCUGCUCGCUACAACAACCUGACCCUGGUGAAAAUCCUGUUAAACUCAGUGUGCUCUGUGACAGAGAGAAACCAGGGAGGGGAAACCGCUCUACAUGUGGCUGCUGCUCUGAACCAUAAGAAAACAGUUCAGCUCUUACUGGAGGCAGGGACUGAUGGGAAAAUCAGAAACAAUGCAGGUAAAACAGCACUGGACAAGGCCAGAGACAACAAUCAUAAAGAGCUGGCAAUUCUUCUGGCCAGGGCACCUCAGGUACAUCGCUUCAUGAGAGGAAGAACAAUAAGGAAACGAAGAGAAAGAUUGAUAUCUGAGCGCAGGUCCCAGUCUUUCACCAGAGUAGAAAUACUGCCCAAUAAAGAGGACGGCUGUUCUGUGGUGGAGGAAUGUCGCAACAGUGAACAAAUGCAGAGCCGAACUGCAGCCGAGCGGCAGCCUCAGCGACGAAGGCAGCAGCAGCAGCUUUAUCAGAAGACCCCAGCCACAAUCGACAACGCUCACAGUCACUGCAGGAGAAGAGACAGGAAGCAGACUUUGGACGAAGAUGAUCCGAGAAAUGGAAAGACUGACUUUCACAAUAAGAGAGCUCUACUCUGUGAUGAUGGCUUCACACAGCUUUUCACCCGGUACCGUGAUGAGGAUGGCAACCUUAUACAGGCACCAGCCAAUGGAUGCCACUGUAAGCCCUUCCUGAAGAAGCUGGAGGGUCAAAUGAAAGCCACUCAGGAGGAGAUGAUGCUGCACAUUCUCAACGUCCAGGAGCGCGUCAGUAGCCAAAUGGGCAAAAUGGACCAAAGGAACAGACAUCAGAUUAAAGUGUUGAACGUUCUGAAUGAGGAAAGAGCAGCAGCAGAGAAAAAGAACAUGGUUUAUAGGAUGGAGCGGAGAGCUGCCCAGGAAAGAGAGGAGGCUCUGAAGACACAGGCAGCAGUGAGUGAUGAACUGAAAAUGUGGUGGACGUCUCACCUAAACGACAUGGACGUCCGAAUCCCAGCUAAUAGCCAGUAUUACAAACUCCUCUCUUCACCAUCUGUUGAGAUGUCUGAGGCAGACGCUGAUAUGGAAUCACUCCCCCUGCUGUCUCUGGUAUCUGGUGACAGCAGCACUUCACUGGCCAACUAUGUCAACAUCCUGCCAACAAAAUCCGGUCAAGGGGACCUUGAGCAGGUGGGGAGGAGGAGAUACUUUGAAAUGAGACUGGAAAGGUCACCAGAUGAUUACGAGAACACAGCCCUGUUUUCCCCACCCAGCGGCCACAUCAGAGACAUCCCGCUUGGCUCUGCUGACCCCAUCUGGCAACAUUCAGCAGUGCAGGACAGUCCCGUAGCUGCAGUGGUGCCAUUGUGUGGGGGGGCCUUCUCAAGCAGCAGCAGUCAGUCCAGCAUCAGCGAACAAGGACCUGGACUAAUCCCACAUCAGGAUCGCAGACAUGACAUGAAACACAUGAAACACUUUGGAGAGCUGAUGAGUUCCUGCAGGCAAGAAAACAGGCCCAAUGAAAGCACCACAACACUGGAAUGUUUCAUCAAACCCACUGAGCCCUCAUUCAACCAGGAGGGGAACUAUCUGCAUGCUAUGGAGGUGACCCAGCGUUUCUUUGACACGGUGUCAACUCAGUUGGAGCGCUGGUACGAGAGGAAGCUUGGGGAGGUGGAGCAGCAGAUCGAGCUCAGGGCCCAGCAGGACAGGAAGGAGCUGACGCAACGAAUCAGCACGCUGGAGGAGGAGCUUCAGAGGCUGAACACCAAUGAGAAUGCAGACGUCUGA